Rotaria sordida is the source of this 3093-nucleotide messenger RNA. NCBI's taxonomy places the organism in Eukaryota, Metazoa, Rotifera, Eurotatoria, Philodinida, Philodinidae. The record is from the annotation of a GenBank genome assembly.
AUGUCAUCAACACGAACAGCUCCACGAACAACAUCAAAUAGUAAAACAACAUCUUUGAAUACUCAUCAUACAAAUGGUUCGGGUAAUUCAUAUGAUAUGAAUGAUUCACAAUCAAAUUUGAAUUAUCCCACUGGCAAUAAUCCAGACUUUGAUUCAAAUCUGCAACGAUCAUCUUUAAAAAGAAAUGUUUCGCAAUAUGAAGGUAUCUAUCGAAAUGCUCGAUUUAUUCAUGCAAUAAGUAGUGGAUUAGUGGGUCAACAAGUAGUUAUUCAAACAAGUGAUCAUGAACGAUUUCACGGUGUACUUGAAACAUUUUCACCAAAUGCUGAUAUUGUUCUAACUGUUUCACAUCGAUUAGAUAAAAAUAAUAAUGAUAUAAUUACUACACCUACAUUACCUAUUGAUAUUAUUGAUACAAUUGAUAGUUCAUCACAAACAUUUGAAUUACAUAAACGAAUUAUUAAAGCAUCUAAUAUUGUUGAAAUUAUAGCUGUUGAUAUUGAUCUAUCAACUAAUGCAAAAUGUUCACUUGAUGAAAAUCUUAAAGUUAGUCAAUUAGAGGAUGAUCGUUUUAGUCGUAUGGAACAUUUUUAUGGUUCAGAUGAAAUUGAUCCAGAAACAUUUGAAAAUCUUGAACUUGGUGAUGAUGGAAAAACUGGUUUUGAUCCUGAAGAUAUGUUUCAUACAAAUCGAGAAAAAUUUAAUACAACAACUGAUUUUGAUGAAAGCAAAUAUACAAAUGUUCCUAUUCGUCAAAUGUCAGCAACAGAAUUAGCAGAAAUUGAAAAAAAAAUUCAAGAAAUUGAAAAAGGAACCCGAACAGAAGAUAUUGAUGAAGAUGAUGCGGGCGUUAAACGUCCAACUGAAUCCCAUAAUCUCGAUGAUAGAAAUAGUAAUAUAAAAAAUAAUCGUUCAAAUCGAAAUGAAUUUCGUUAUGAUAAUGAAUAUAAUCCUUCAAAACGCGAUAAUUGGCGUGAACAACGAUCUACUGGUAAUAAUAAUAAUCGUCGUGGUGGUGGAAAUAAUCCAAAACAAAAUCAAUACAUAUCAACAAAUAAUCGUCAACAAUAUAAUACACGUAUAUCACGUAAUAAUCGUUUUAUAGAUAAUCGAUCACCACAUCAAGGAAGAGAUUCACCAUUACAAACAACAAAUGAAGAAUCAACACAUAAUAAACAACGAAUAAAUAGUGGUAGUUUUCCACAAGGACAAUCUUCGAAUCCAACAAGUCCAUCAACAAUUGUUUCAGCUCGAACUAUUUAUCCUAGUACAAAUCGUUCAUCAAAUAAUCAAAAUUCACCAACACAAUAUACCGGUAGUUCAUCAUCACGUACUAAUUCUAUAACAGCUACAUCUCCACCACCAUUAAAUCAACAAUCAGGAACAAAUAAAAUGACAAAGAAAUCAUCGCUCAAUGAACAACAAUCUAUACAUGAUGAAACUGAUCCACCAAAGCAACAACGUUCUUCAAAUAAUCAAAUAAAUACAACUCCACUUAAUCGUCCAUCGCAAUUACAAUCAAAACAACAAUCAGUUUCAACAAAUAAUAGUAUACAAUCAUCGUCAACAUAUUCAAAUCAAGAUGAUAAUUCAUCUAGUCAUGAUAUAAUUAAUACAAAUCAAUCAAGUACAACUGGAACAACAACACCAAAUUCAACGAAAUCCAAUGCCGCAUUGAAUCCUGAAGCGGAUGAAUUUGUUCCCGUAUUUUCACGUGAAAGUAGUUCUCGACCAGAAUCACGUGGUACAUCAACAACAAGUUCAACAUCUAUGAAUGCUUUUAUUCCACAUGCUCAUCCACAAGCACUUCAUUUUUUACAACAACAACAACAACAACAAGCUCAAUCUCAACCAACACAACCUAUGAUUCCAGUAACACAUACACAAAAUCCUGCAGCUUUAUAUCAACAAUAUUAUCAAACAGCAUUUGCUAAUAUGCCACAAUUUAUUAAUGCUACACCACAACAAAUGACAGUUGGAGUUAUGAGUGCACAGAUGAUACCACCGCAACCAUUGAUUGCAACUGGACCAAAUACAAAUAAUUCAAGUAAUGGAAGUUCAAGUGGAAUGACAACACCUAACAGUUCAGUUAGUGCUGGUCCAACUUAUAAAAUCAGUAAUAAUAAUAAUAAUAAUAACAAUAAUAAUAAUAAUCAAGCACAUAGCGGAGAUAAUGCUACUAGUGGAGUAAAUAAUGUUGCUCCAAAAAAAGCUGUUGUAUCCGUUCAACGUCCAGAACAAUCAAAUAUUCCUCAACAACAAAUACCUGGUGCCCCACAAAUGGUAUUUCCAGCUCCACCAAUUCGAUAUUUCUCACCUGAUUAUCUUGCACAGCAAGCUAGUCCAGGAUCUAUGCAUUUACAACAAAUUCCAUUUUAUUAUUCAAUGAAUACACCAGGUGUAAUUCAAACAGCUACAUCUGUUGGUCAACCUCAAAAUAUUAUGAUUCCAUCAACUAGUUCUUCAACAGGAUCAACUACACCAGUUAUGCCUCCACUUCAUUACGCAGGAAUUUAUCCAGAUCCACGUAUGUACAGUUUAUAUUCGUCAGCAGCAGCAGUUAAUCCAGCAAGUAUCCAUCCCCAUUGGCAAUUGGCUCGUUCACCUCCUCAACAACAACAAGCAACAGAUCAACAACGUGGUUUUGGUAAUGGUCAAAACGCUCCAUCUCAACAAACUCCAUCAACCGGAACUACAAAUACCGGUAGUCGAUCAGCAUCAAUAUCAGGUCCAAGUGGUGCUGGCAAUAGUAAUAGUGGUCCUCCUCUUACGCCACAAUAUACAUUGAAUGGAGCUAUACCAACUACCUAUGCUUAUGGAGGACCUGCUGGAUGGAUUUCUGGUCCACAACAAGUUUCAUCACUUCAGACAAAUAUAUCUCCGCAGAUCAAUGCCGCUUAUAAUAUAAUGUUUGAUCCAUCUCAACAAAUACCACCACAACAAGCAACAUAUCUACAUCGAAAUCCAUAUGAUAUACCUCACUAUUUUCCUCAACCAGGACAAUCACAACCUCCAGCAUCAUCACAACAACAACAACAACCGCCUUCCCAACCAGGCUUAGACACAGUACCACAAGGCAAUUAUAAUCGUUAA